UUAAUGAAGAACAACAAUUCCCAGAAUUCUCUGUUUAAAGCUAACCGUAAACAGAUAGCGGAAACAAAAGAGAGCCACAAGCUACAAAUACACACCCUAGGCGAUCUACUCAGGGAACUAAAAUACCUUGAGCAAUACCAUUAAAAUCGACAUCUUAGGAAAAACCACGUUGACGAGUACUACAGGGCAUUUGACUGAGUUGGUCACCAUGGCACUGAAAAGAAUACAGAAGGAGCUUCACGACCUGCAGAGAGAUCCACCUGCACAGUGUUCUGCUGGGCCUGUGGGAGAGGACUUGUUCCAUUGGCAAGCAACAAUAAUGGGGCCUGGUGACAGCCCAUACCAAAGUGGGGUCUUCUUUCUCACAAUCCACUUCCCCACUGACUAUCCAUUCAAGCCUCCAAAGGUAGCUUUCACAACAAAGAUCUAUCAUCCAAACAUCAACAGUAAUGGGAGCAUCUGCCUGGACAUCCUGCGAUCCCAGUGGUCCCCGGCCCUGACUGUAUCAAAGGUUCUGUUGUCCAUAUGCUCGUUGCUUUGUGACCCAAACCCGGACGACCCGCUGGUUCCGGACAUAGCACAGAUCUACAAACUAGACAAGGAGAAAUAUAACAGGCUAGCAAGAGACUGGACCCAGAAGUAUGCAAUGUAAAGGCCCGUCUGGAGAUUUUUUUUUUUUUUUUUUAAGUCAUGAAGCACUGUACAUUCUAGAAAAACGAAAGUAAAUGUAGGUAAUAUGGAAAACAUUGUAUCAUCUGAUUCCAUGUAUUAUAGUUUGUGUAGUGUUUUGACAGGGUAGACACUACACAAAUGUACAUUAAGGGUUAUUGGGGGGACUGAUAUUGGGGUGACAAUAACUGUACAUUGUUGUUACCACAUUCCCUGGUUUGGGCUAGGUUCAACAAGACAACAUAAAGACUGCAUAAUUCCCUGUGGAUGCUUUCUAAGAAACAUGAAUGGGAUCAGCGCUGUUGCUGGGUUGAACAGAAUUUGCAUUGGAAAUUAGACCUGUGGUCAGGAAUAAAAACCUAUUGAUUGGCUGUAAAUAAUUAAUUGAAACAAAUCAAAAUUAAUAGAAUGACAGUAAAGCAAUUACCCUAUGUCCUUGCUGAAUAGAUUAUUUUUCACCUUGAUGGCAUACUUUACGUGGCACUGCCCUCAAUUCAUUUUCAGUCAUACUGACCGUGGAUUCUGGUCCCUUGUUACAUUUUAGCGCAAAUAAUUAAUGAGUUAUUAGAAUCCCUGUUGUCUUAACCAUGUUUUGUUGAACCUAGGUUUUGGCACUUUUAUUUCUUGUCUCCUGUGUAGAAGAUGAAGUAAUCAUAAUACUGUAGCCCACGGUGACUGUGCUGAAGUCAUCAGAAUACUGUAGCUAUGUUAGUCUGACCCUUUAAAUGGCAGUUCUGGCUGGCUGUCUGUCAUAGAGGGACACUUAGGAAUCAAAAAAUUUUACUGUAUUUUUGUUCAUUCUAAUGUUGAUUUUCUAUGUUGAUAUUUUUUGUUGAUUAUUUUUUUUUAAGUGUCAACAAUUCUGGAGCUACUUUUAUUGUUUUUGCAUUAAGUCAUCAGAACAUGUAAAACUAUCAUUAAAAUAUUUAUGUACA
Esox lucius (northern pike) is the source of this 1604-nucleotide messenger RNA. It is a transcript of the gene ube2d1b, whose product is annotated as ubiquitin-conjugating enzyme E2D 1b. Gene Ontology annotation, molecular function: ubiquitin conjugating enzyme activity. Gene Ontology annotation, biological process: ubiquitin-dependent protein catabolic process; protein polyubiquitination. Lineage: Eukaryota; Metazoa; Chordata; Actinopteri; Esociformes; Esocidae. The record is from RefSeq and is a predicted model, not a curated record. The coding region runs from base 209 to 652 and encodes 147 amino acids. The transcript has 7 exons. Gene Ontology annotation, cellular component: nucleus.